Pectinophora gossypiella (pink bollworm) is the source of this 3070-nucleotide messenger RNA. RefSeq names its product transcription factor kayak (gene kay). Bases 332 to 1477 code for a protein of 381 amino acids. The transcript is spliced from 6 exons. Gene Ontology annotation, biological process: regulation of transcription by RNA polymerase II. Gene Ontology annotation, molecular function: DNA-binding transcription factor activity, RNA polymerase II-specific; RNA polymerase II cis-regulatory region sequence-specific DNA binding. Gene Ontology annotation, cellular component: nucleus. The record is from RefSeq and is a predicted model, not a curated record. NCBI's taxonomy places the organism in Eukaryota, Metazoa, Arthropoda, Insecta, Lepidoptera, Gelechiidae.
CGGCGCGGCAGUAGCGCGCGAUCCGCCGCGGCCGGCCCGCGCGCGCGCAACGAACGAACGACCCGCACUCCCGCGCAUCGAAGAAACGCGAUCUUCGCGACAACGACUGCCGAUCCUCUACCAGUAUCCAAGAACACGUGCCGAAUCGAAAACCGAGAAAUCUAGCGAUAAUUAAAAGUGCAUUGACGGAUCGAGCUAACAGUAGUUAACAUUUGCGAGGGCGGAUUAUAACGAACAAAUCGACUAACAAACUCGAACCGCACGAAGGUGUCGCGUCGCAAAAAGCGCAACACAAUAGAGUAACCGUCUAAUUAUAUCGUGGUGUGUCGAGAUGCAGAACAUCGAUCCGCUGGAGUUCGCCAACAUACUGGCCACCGAGCUCUGGUGCCAGCAGUUGGCGAACCUCGAGGGCCUCCAGUCGGGGGUCCCCACUCGAACGACGGCCACCAUCACGCCGACGCAGCUGCGCAAUUUCGAGCAGACCUACAUCGAGCUCAGCAACUGCCGCAGCGACCAGGCCAACCACGCCGGCUUCGUACCACCCUCAGUCACGCACGCCAACAAUUACGGCAUCCUGAACCAGGCGGGGUACUGCGGGGCGGGCCCGACGACGGCGCUGCACGUGUCGCCGGGCCCGCUCUCCGCCAGCGGCGACAGCAGCUCCAGCCCCGGCCUCCCCGCGCCCAAGAGACGCAACAUGGGCGGCCGAAGACCCACCAAGGCGCCACAAGACAUCUCCCCCGAGGAAGAGGAACGCAGGAAGGUUCGCCGUGAACGAAACAAGAUGGCUGCCGCGCGCUGCCGCAAGCGAAGACUCGACCACACCAACGAGCUGCAAGACGAGACCGACAAACUUGAAGAAAAGAAGCAGGCCUUACAAGACGAGCUCAGAAAAUUGAACGCAGAUAAGGAGCAAUUAACGUCGAUUCUUCAGACGCACAUGUUAACCUGCCGUUUGGCCAAGCGGCCGCCCAGUCCUCCCGACGUGAAGCCCUUCCAAGACCCGUAUGCGUACGCGGCCGACGUGCCCGAAGACGGUGUGAGGGUCAAGGUCGAGGUCAUGGACCCAGUUGUUGACCCCGUGCUCGGGUUAGAUAACGAUAUCUUCGCAUCGCCGACGCCUGACAAAAGAAUAAUGCUGUCGGCGGCAAACCCAGCCGUGGUAACGUCGUCAUCGCCGGCGCCCCUCGACACGCCGCCCGUGGCCGCGCGGCCGAGCAGGCCCAGCUUCUUGCAGGUGCCCCUUGUUCCUACGCCGCAGCAGAUCCACAACACCAAGGCCCUGGGCAGCAAUAAGAUCGCGGGCAUCGAGAUCAGCACCCCGAGCAACGGCAUCCCGUUCAACUUCGACAGCCUGAUGGAGGGCGGCACGGGGCUCACGCCGGUGCACCCGCACCCGCAGCUGUGCGGCGCCAUGCUGCAGCGGCCGCAGCCCGACCCCGACCAGGACCACCACAACUCGCUCGUCAGCCUCUGAGAGUACCAAGCGCUUCUGGAAGUAGAGCUCUUCGACUUCUAGAAGGUACCAGCGCGGCUGGCACGCGGCCGGGCGUGAGACGUGCGGCCGACCCUUCGUGUGAGUUACUCGUACGUCAGCACUCUAAGGACUAUUUAUUCGAUGUACUCUAAUCUAUUUUGAUAUCUUUCUCUGUCACUCUCCCGUGCUAGGCGAUCGGCUAUCUCUUUCUAAGUUAUUGUAAGCGACGUCCUUGCUCACUAUGUGCUUUGUAUUUAUAUCGUAGUCUAGAGUUAGUAAUGGCCCAGCGGCGCCAGCCUACGGAAGUCAAUUGAUGAGCUGUUCUAGUAUUCUAAAGGAGGAUAUUUUUAUAAAAGAAUAGAUUUGUAUUUCUGCAGAAAUAAUAAUUGUGAUCUAAAAUAAAACAGAGUUUUAUUUGAAGCAUUUCAGGGAUUUUUUUGGUGUUGUGCUUGUUAUCUAGCGAGGCUAGACUCGGUGCGUAUUUGUAAGUUUUGUAAAAGAUCUCUUUUACACGCGACUGGACCCUUCGGCACAAAGUAUUCAACGUCGUAUAUCUUGUCAUAAUAAACCUCGUGCCAUUAUCUACGUCUACUCUCAGGAAUACAAUAAUUAUGAAAUAUUUAGUUAACCGUAAACUAACAGCAAUAUUACUUAAAGAGUAUAUUAAUAUAUUGAUGGUAAGUUAGCUCAAUGUUGGUGUAUUGUCUGACCGUUCCAUGGUUAGUACUGGUAGCGUAAUGUUAAUGUUAAGCCUUUUGUGAUACGUCCAGUGAUUGUGCGCCUGCGACUCUAGUCGCGUGCAAUUAUUACACUUUGUAAUGCUCAUGCCGUCUCGUCAGUAAUGUGCUACACAAGUAUUUAUACAAACAAAUACUUAUUGAGUAUUGAAUAAAAAAUACUUCAUUAAAUUUUGUCAGUUUAAUUUGUAAUUCAUAAUUAGAAUAAGUAGGCUAUCAAAGAGUGAUGUUAAAUAAAUCCAUAAUUAUAUAUUUUCAUAUAUUAUAUGGCAUGAGUGAAUAAAAUGUUUAGAUAAAGACCACUGGAUUAAAAUAUAGUGUAAGGCAAUAAUUAGCGUAAGAGCACUUAACAAUUAUUAUAAUAUGCAUAACUUAGACCAAAUUAUUACUUUAUGUGCUUUAUUGUAGAUUUAAUUAAAAUCUAAGCCAAAUAUUGAUUUUAUGUGGUUACGUUAGGUAUAGGAGAAGCCGCCAUUUCCGAUGAAGUAUUAUAGGUGCUGGGCUGUCGGCGCAGCAUGCAUACCACGUACGCGGUGUAUUUAUUUAGACGUAUUAUAAUAUGGAGUAUGUCACCACGAGACUAGUGCAAUAGCGCGGAUUGCCUAAGUUUUAUACGACAAUUUUACUAUACACUAGUAUUCAUUCGAAAUAAUGCAUAAUAUGAACAUCUAGAAGAAUAAGAGAGAUGUAAUUUUUUCUAGAAGAUUUUUUCUUAACGCAAUUGUAGUAUACUUUUGUAUUUUUCGAAGAAAAUUAGCGAAGCAAUAUAUUUGAUAAAAUUAUUGGAUUUAUCGCCGAUGUAGUGAAAUAUUUAUGUAAAUCAGAAAAAAUAUAAAUUUUGUUACAUACACCCGAA